GUGUGUGCGUGUGUGUGUGUGUCUGCGCGCGGACCGAGCGGUGCAGCGAGCCGAAGCCGAGGACGGACCGCCCGGGGAAGGACUCGGUCCUCAGGACGAUGGUGUUGGACAAGGAAGAGGGUGUGCCAAUGCUCUCCGUCCAGCCCAAAGGGAAACAGAAGGGGUGUGCUGGCUGCAAUCGCAAGAUUAAAGACCGCUACCUGCUCAAGGCCCUGGACAAAUACUGGCAUGAGGACUGCCUGAAAUGUGCCUGCUGCGACUGUCGCCUGGGGGAGGUGGGCUCCACCCUCUACACGAAAGCCAACCUCAUCCUCUGUCGCAGGGACUAUCUAAGGCUCUUUGGAACAACGGGGAACUGUGCAGCCUGCAGUAAGCUGAUCCCAGCCUUUGAAAUGGUGAUGAGAGCCAGAGAUAAUGUUUACCAUUUGGACUGUUUUGCCUGUCAGCUUUGUAACCAGAGGUUUUGCGUGGGGGACAAGUUUUUCCUUAAAAACAACAUGAUUUUGUGUCAAAUGGACUAUGAGGAGGGCCAGCUGAACGGAAGCUUUGAGACACAGGUUCAGUAGUCGCGCCAUGUGGCAGCAACAAUCAGCUCCACAUGUACACACCAGAUGGAUGUUCUGCUGCACUCGGAAAAAAAGACAAGCGUCUGUCUGCUUGCCUGCAAUACUUUUUAAGACCCCUUUAUCAGUCCCUAAGGACUCUAUUGUAAAUGUUUAACUUUUUGUCCCUCCCACACCCCUGUCACUGAGCAGUUACAAAUUUUGAUGUACAGUUGUGCCUGCUUAGCUGAGCACUGUAUUGCUUGUAUGUUUUGUGAACUUUGUUUCAGGUUGGUUUUGUUUCUCGUUUCCUUUUAGAAAUGGUUCGUUGGAGGGUAUGUACAGUCUGUUUUCUCUGUAUAUAUAAACUGGAACAUUUAUUUUAUGAAAUGUAAUGCAAUUUUAUUACAAGUGUGAAUUAAAAAUUCGUAAAUGUUCAUAGUGAGUUUUUUCCUCUUGUACUAAAACCAAAGUUGUUGGACGUUGGCCCAUCUGUGAAUAUAUAAUCUCCAGAAACUGCAGUGCUGCAAAAGUCUUGCAAGAGAAGAUAUAUUUGAAGUACUUCUUUAAAACAUGAUGCAAGAAAAUAAGUUUUAUUACAGUUUUACAGAGUUCUGAUGGAAUUAGAAAUGCUGUUUCAAAUGAACUAAAUACGAUUUUAUUUGGAAUAAAAGAAUGCUUCUCCAAA
Molecule: messenger RNA, 1230 nt
Organism: Thalassophryne amazonica
Lineage: Eukaryota; Metazoa; Chordata; Actinopteri; Batrachoidiformes; Batrachoididae
Gene: lmo1
Product: LIM domain only 1
Exons: 5
Coding region: 99-566 (155 amino acids)
Biological process (GO): positive regulation of transcription by RNA polymerase II
Cellular component (GO): nucleus
Molecular function (GO): DNA-binding transcription factor binding; transcription coactivator activity
Source: RefSeq, a predicted model, not a curated record